ACGCGACGCUUCUGUGUUUGUGGGCCGAGUUCGCUGAACACAAAUCUAGGCUCAGUUAACCAUACCGCCAGCGUUAACUUAAUUAAAGCAGUAGGUGGAAGACACAUAUCUGACCGUGUAUCAGUGGGUAGGGGCGAUUUCUAGCAUUAGGCUAUGAAUUACCAUACAGUGAACAGUAAAAUGUCAGUUUACGUACAUUAAAGUAGUGUGUAAUACUGUCCAGAAUUGUUUUUAUUUUAAAGUAGCCAAAUCAGUAUUUAAUGUAACAGUAACACAUAUGUACCUUUUAAUCGUUUUCCUUAGUUAUAUAUAUUCAGAAAGCAGUUUCCAUGAUAAAACAAUAUAGAAAACAACGCGUCUUGGCGACUUUGCAAUCGUGCCUAUAAAUGUAAAGUUGUCGAAACGUCAUACCUCAAACCUCACUCUAAAAAAUUAACGGAUACGGAUUCAACGCAAAGUUUAUGGUUCAAAGUCCAGGAGGAAAAUUUGCUGUCGAAUUGCUGAUUACUAGAAACUGGUUCUGUAGUUAUAGACCGUGACAAUGAACGAACCUAGUGAAAUUAACGAUCCGGAUGCAGUGUUAUGGAUGGUUGCCUAUGCUAUUCCAGCAAAUCUGUGUUUAUUGAUUGCCAUUAAACCACAUGUAACAGAGACACUACUUUGGAGGAGAAUUGCUAAACUUCAUGUGCUUAUUUCGACCGCUGUUGUUUCCAUGAUGGGAUGGACUCUGUAUAAAGAGCACAUCACAAAUAUCUUCCAGCAAGAGGAGGGAAGGGAAUUCUCUGGUCUCAUGUUGAUACUUGUCUGGCUUCUCCUGUGUCAACACUCUGGAUGUUCUAUUGGGGCUCUCAGACUGUCUGUUGCUGUUGCCAUCACAAUCUUCCCCUUUGUGGCCUGGCUGUACUACUACAUUAACAAGGAGCUGAGGACCAGCUGGCCCCCGCAUUGUAAAACUGCACUGUAGAUAUCCAUUCAUUAAGAUAGUCCAGUGAUGAGUGAGCAACAUAUCUGCGGGUUGGAACAUUUACAAGAGGAUAUGACCUAGCUACAGUGGCAGUAUGGAAAUCAUGAAUGCAUUGUUUAAAAAGACACAUGUAAAAAAGCACCCCUACUAAACCAUACAUCUAAAUAAGUGACAAUGUCAUCAAUUAGAAUGUAUAUGAUUGAUACAUUUUCCUUUUUUUACUGGAAUCAUACUUUUCUCUUUCUGAACAUUUUUGUUGUUGUAGGCAACCCAUUGCACUUGUGGUGAUAUCUGGUGUAAUCACAGUAAAAUAAAGCAAUUUAAUAAGAAA
Messenger RNA from Oncorhynchus kisutch (coho salmon), 1295 nucleotides. RefSeq names its product transmembrane protein 220 (gene tmem220). Bases 542 to 964 code for a protein of 140 amino acids. The transcript has 6 exons. The record is from RefSeq and is a predicted model, not a curated record. Lineage: Eukaryota; Metazoa; Chordata; Actinopteri; Salmoniformes; Salmonidae.